GCGCGCCUUCUUCCACCCGGCACCGCCGCGCGCAGCCUCGGCAGGGUCGCUUUACGACCGGAGGAGUCAAAGACUUAAGCGCGGCCGGUCCUGUCCUCGCCAUGAGGCCGCAGCAGGCGCCGGUGUCCGGGAAGGUAUUCAUUCAACGAGACUACAGCAGUGGUACACGCUGCCAGUUCCAGACCAAGUUCCCCGCGGAGCUGGAGAACCGGAUUGAUAGGCAGCAGUUUGAAGAGACAGUUCGAACUCUAAAUAACCUUUAUGCAGAAGCAGAGAAGCUUGGGGGCCAAUCGUAUCUUGAAGGCUGUUUGGCUUGUUUAACAGCAUAUACCAUUUUCUUAUGUAUGGAAACUCAUUAUGAGAAGGUUCUGAAGAAAGUCUCCAAGUAUAUUCAAGAACAGAAUGAGAAGAUAUAUGCUCCCCAAGGUCUCCUCCUGACAGACCCUAUUGAGAGAGGACUUCGAGUUUUUAGAUUGAAAUUACCAUUUAUGAAGACAGAGGCAUGAGCAGUGGAAGAUAAACCAUAAAAUUAAAGAUCCCACAUCCAGCUGGGACCCUCAUCUACCCACUGGCUGAUCACAGAGUGUCCCUACCUCCUCUCCAGAGCAUCAUUCCUUUGUAUCUGCUGCCAGAGCCACGGUGCCAUUUACUCCAAGGACUAACUUUCUAAAAUUCCACACCUGGAGUGACCUCUAGUCGCUCAGCAUCCACUUUGUGUCUUUAAAUUGUGUAGGAUUCUGUAAUCUUUUGAUUUGUUUCUGAGAAAACACAAUGAAGCAUUUCACAUUUUUUUAUUCAAAGUGAUUAUAAAAUAUGCAAUUGGUCAGCCCAAUGCAAAGUUUUAUUUAUUUCUUACUUGCCACCAGUACCAUGAAAUCUAUUCAUUCCUUGGGCCAAUUUUCCAGGUGGCUUUAGACUUCAAGGAGUUUAUAUUAGUGAAUGUUCAGUCUUAUUCCCCCAAAUUAAUAAAUGGCUUUUUUCCAGGUGAGGGAUAGACUGUGUCUGUGGUUAUGCUGAUGCAUUUCCCAGAUUUCAAAGAACUGCCAGUUUUGCCAUGAUUCAAAUCUUGAGAUUGAUUUCUGUUGUUCAGUUUUCAAACCGAAACUCAUUGAAAAAAUACUGUAUAAUGUUAUUUGUUUUACUAUAGCAGUUAUAUCUAAUUAAAGCAGUAUUGAAUGCAAUUUCCAGUUAUUUUAUUUGGAGCCUUUUAUGUUAUUAUUGCAUUACCUUGAAUGUUGGAAAGAUGUGGUAUGUGUUGCUUGUUCAUUACACAAAUAAGUAAGCACAAUAAAGUGGAUGCUAAACCAUCAAACACAUAUGUCCCUGCUGUGUCCCUGAAUGUGUAAUAAGCAAGUAUAGUAAAUAUUUUAAUUAUAGUUUUGUUAUAAAUAUAACUUAUGAGAAAAAAAUUUGAUAGGCAUAAUACUGUAUAUUGCUAAUUUUUACCCUACUGGCAACUUUAUGAUUUAUAGAUUCCUCAUACAGCCUCUUACAGUAUUCAGUGCACAGAAAUCUUAUAAUUGGUUUCAAAUAAGUUAAGUGACUUCCAAGUUAAACUCUUAAGUCUGAAUCAGUACUUCUAGCUCUUCUUUUGUCUGUAUGUUCCUAGUGUUUGGGUUUCUUAUGCUCCUCAUUCUUUUCUGGGUUUGAGAGCACUGUUUUUGGGAGAAAGUUAAGAAAUAUAUUAGGAGAGAACGAAGCAGUUAAAAGAUUUACUUUCAGAGAUAUUGUAGGUGCUAAUACUGGAUUUAACCUUUCAGAUGUAAUUUCUUUUCUGGAUGUGGUAUUAUUCAAUAAAUCCCAUAGGUCUGUGUAAUAUUUUAAUUGUAUAAAACUUUGUUACUUUAUAGCCUCUUAUAGUGUGUCUGCCUUUUAAACCCAUUGCAAUAACUUUGCUGAAAUAUUAACACAUUAGUAAAACUUUUCUUAAACAAA
Marmota flaviventris (yellow-bellied marmot) is the source of this 1935-nucleotide messenger RNA. The record is from RefSeq and is a predicted model, not a curated record. Lineage: Eukaryota; Metazoa; Chordata; Mammalia; Rodentia; Sciuridae.